AUGCUGCUCAUGCUGGUGGACACCCUGGCCUUGCUGGGCCUUUGCCUAGACAGUGACCAUGACAUGCAGUGCUGCAAGAACUGUGGCAUCAUGGCCUUCAUUGGUGGUGCACUGGACUUGAGCAUUGCUGUGGAAUCCUACAGCAAGGCCAGGACGGUCGAGUUCUCUUGGACGGUGACACCGCACAUCUGGAUCUUCUUGCUGUCGCACCUCGGAUUUGCAGCAGCCGAAAUCGCAUGGGCUGCUCUCUGCUAUGUUGUUUGCUCACGAAUCGAAGACCAGGCCAUCACUGUGUCUGAAGAAGUUUACCUAGCCACGCAGGAAGAGGCUCGGAUUUACGGCGCUGCUUUGCAGUGGUCUGAGCGGCGCGGCGGGAUAGCAAGUCCCACAUCAGUGAUCAAGGAGGUCGCCGAGGGCUAUCCGGGCAACCCGCAGAAGCUGCCCUGA
Symbiodinium necroappetens is the source of this 447-nucleotide messenger RNA. The record is from the annotation of a GenBank genome assembly. Lineage: Eukaryota; Dinophyceae; Suessiales; Symbiodiniaceae.